This is a messenger RNA of Oppiella nova, 3781 nucleotides long. The record is from the annotation of a GenBank genome assembly. NCBI's taxonomy places the organism in Eukaryota, Metazoa, Arthropoda, Arachnida, Sarcoptiformes, Oppiidae.
AUGAAUAGUGGUCUCCAGAACCAGAAUAUCUUAUAUUCUGUGGAUUCAAUUCAGUCUACAGAAGACCCGAAAUUGUUUUUAGACCCAAAUUUGUUGAGCACUGAUGGGACGACAUCUCUUCAAUUCACUUCAUUCUCAAAAGACGGCAAAUACUGCGCUUAUGGUAUAAGUAAAGGGGGGUCUGAUUGGAUCAUAAUUAAGGUUAAAAACACGGAGACGCUGGAAGAUUUGCCUGAUGAACUCAAAAAAGUCAAAUUCUCGUCUACUUCAUGGUCUCACGACAACUUGGGAUUCUUUUAUGCGCAAUACGAUGAGUACGAUGGCACUGGUGAGGGCACGGAUCCUAUUUCACCUAAAAACCAGAAACUUUAUUACCACAAACUCAAUACCGAACAAACCAAUGAUAUAAUGGUCACUAAAUUUGAUGAUAAACCCGAUUGGCUCAUAGGGACACCAGUUGUGAGCGACGAUGGAAAGUAUGUGCAUAUCUUCCCACAGGAAGGGACGUCGACCAGCGCCUGGUAUUUCUCGAAGUUGGAGACACCGGUGACCGCGGAGUUGACCUUCACGGCCGUCAAAGACAAACCCGACGGUGAAUACUAUUACGUGACCAGUGAUGACAACCUGGUUUACUUACGAACCAAUAAGAAUGCACAAAGGUUCAGGAUCGUUCGCGUAGAUCUUAACAACCCUGCUGAGACUAAUUGGGCGCAAAUACUUCCGGAGCACGACAUCAAUGUGUUGAACGAAGCGGUGGCCGUUAAUAAUGACUAUUUGGCGGUCAUUUACAUGCGAGAUGUCGUCCAUAUCAUCGAAAUGCAUAAUCUAAAGGAUGGCAAAUAUCUGUGGGAUAUCGACACUCCCAUCGGCACCGUUAGCGGUGUGAGCGGUGAUCGCGACGGAAAGGAAUUGUUUUAUAAAAUGACUUCAUUUCUCAAUCCGGGAAUUAUAUACAGAUAUGACUUCAACACUAACCCCAAUACUAUUAGUGUUUUUAAAACUUCAGUGGUUUCAGGUUUAGAUACAAAUGAAUUCGAGACAAAUCAGGUAUUUUUCACGAGCAAAGAUGGCAAAGUUAAGAUUCCCAUGUUUUUGGUUCAUAGAAGGAAUAUCAAACUGGACGGCUCUAACCCCACUUUGUUAUACGCUUACGGAGGUUUCAAUAUAAACAUUGAGCCCGGAUUUGAUCCAUUGGGCACUUUCUUCAUUAAGUACUUGAAUGGAGUCUAUGCUGUGGCCAACAUUAGAGGGGGCGGGGAAUAUGGUGAGAGUUGGCAUGAGGGGGGUAUGUUACUCAACAAACAAAAUGUUUUCGAUGACUUCGCCUCUGCCGCCGAGUACUUGAUUAAUAAGAAGUACACCCAAAGGGACAGACUAACAAUCAACGGCCGAUCAAAUGGUGGACUAUUAGUAGGCGCUGUCAGUAAUCAACGGCCGGAUAUCAUUGGGUGCUCGUUGGCUAAUGUCGGUGUGAUGGAUAUGCUUCGGUUCCCACUGUUCACCAUAGGGUGGGCGUGGAUGGAAGAGUACGGCGACCCCCAGAAUAAUAAGGAUCACUUUGAAUACAUCUAUAAAUACUCUCCAUUGCAUGCAAUACCGUCUACAGCCACACAAUAUCCCGCAAUGCUUGUCUUGACCGCUGAUCACGACGAUCGUGUAGUGCCGGCUCAUUCAUACAAGUUUGCCGCUGAACUUCAGUACCAAUUGGGAGCUAAGUUACCGGACACACCACUCAUGAUAAGAGUGGACACCAACUCUGUGGUCGUCAUAAUUAUGAUCGCCUUCGCGACCAUCGUGUCCUCAUUUCAACUAAACGGUGGUCAACCCCUCUAUGACCCCAACAACCCUGACAUCCAGAUCCUCGCGGACACCAACUUCACUCAAGAGGUGUACGAGUCUGCCAUGAACUCGGGACGCAUACAACUGAUCCAGUUUUACAACAGUUGGUGCGGACACUGCAUAUCAUUCGCGCCCACAUUCAAAGAGAUGGCCAAACAGUUGCACCACUGGAGGCACGUGUUGGCCAUCCGUGUGGUGGACUGCGCUCAAGACAUGAACACCAAGUUAUGCCGGCAUAUGGACAUCAAUGUCUACCCGACGCUCAAACUCUACUGGUUUAGCCCCAAACCCGAUGAUAAGGGCAAUGAACUCCAGGCCGAUGAAAGGACAUCGGAAGGCCUACAGAAAGGUGUCAUCAAAUGGAUUACAGACAAUUGGGUGAAAGGAGUGCCCCGUCAAUGGCCAGACUUGAUGCCCGUGUCUGCCCUCUCCAAAGACCUAUUCAUCAAAUUACUUCCCAUUGAAAAAGGCAUUCCUGUGGUUGUGGUGGUCGAGGAGGAGAAGUCGUUUGUGGGCCAAGAGAUAAUUCUCGACAUGAGUGCAUACCAGUCAUCUGUCACUGUAUUACGAAUGCUGGACACCAGUGAAGCACUUCUGAAUCAAAUACUUCCCAAAACUAUAAAGAGCUAUAAAUUACCGAUUUUGCUGACCAUUGAUAACACGGACUAUUCGUUUAAAAUUUUCCAAACGCCCGACGACUAUCCUGUGAAGGAAAUCCGCGAACAAUACGUCAAACGAAUCAAAUCACAGUUUGUCUCCCAUUCCCUCCUGAAUAGCGAACAAAACGGACAAUACGUGCAACAGAUAGCGCCCAACAAACAGCCCGAGGACUCAUCGGUGGCUAAAGUGAUGAAUAGCAUCGAGGGUCCGAAGACUGGCCAACGGAUCCAUAUGUCUGACCUGAAUAACGCUCUGAGAUAUUCACUGUUCAAAGAAGUGGCGCUCAAAAGGAAACUCAAUUCAACUCAAAUCAAUGCUCUCAAGAAUUACUUAUCAGUACUGGAGCUCCACUUCCCCUUUCAGACCAACAAAAUGUUGACUUUUGUUAAAUACCUCAACGAAUGGCUCUCCAAGAAGAAGGCGGGCGUUGAUGUGGACGUCGAGGACAUGUUGACCACAAUGAAGAUAUACGAAGAGUAUUACCACUUCCCGGAGAUGAAGCCGUGGAAGGGCUGCGCGGGUAGUGAUGGCAAAUACCGGGGCUACCCGUGCUCUAUGUGGACACUGUUUCACACGCUGACUGUCAGCGAAUACAAGAAUACUCUGCGAUCACAGAAGUGGUCGACACUUCAUUCGGUGUUGUAUUCAAUGAGAGAUUACAUAAAGAACUUCUUCGGCUGUUCGUAUUGCGCGCAACACUUCCAAGAGAUGGCCAAAGAGUUGGAGUCAACCCUCACGUAUCCCAACAGUUCUCUGCUAUGGCUGUGGCGGUCACACAAUAAAGUGAAUAAACGACUCAAAGGCGACGCCAGCGAAGACCCCUUACACCCGAAACAGCAGUACCCGACCCGAGAGGACUGUCCCGAGUGUUACGACAGCGCCGGCGAGUUUGUCGAGAAGAAUGCGCUGGAAUUCCUGUUAAGACACUAUUCUAUGGAGAAUAUCAUUAAAGACGACUCGGAGGACGAAGCAAAGAGUGGUAACUCUGAUAACGCCGUUGAGCACAAGAGUCAUAAUAAUGGCGUGACGUCUGGUAAGUCGUCGUCGGGAACCGAUAACAGAAAUACUUCAUUAAAAGCCAAAUGGAAUUAUAGUCUAUUAAAUAAUAUGGACUAUAGUUUGAUAUUAUUCUUAUAUUUUUCAUCCGCGGCUAUCAUACUAUUGAUUUGCGUUUACCUUAAGAUUAUUAGGAGAAAGAGGGGACAAAAGUACGGUUCCCUCAAAGCGUCGUUGAAUUUUGCUUAAGAUUUUGUUUUCUAAUUACUUGUCGACAGACUUACGG